UUCACUGCUCUCCUCCCUCUGUCUGUCCCUAUGACCCCACCCUCCCUGUCUUUCUGCACCUUCUGUGUCCUUUCCUACCCCACCUUUCACUUUGCAGUGCUACGGACCGAUCAUGGGUGACUGGAGCUUUCUGGGUAAUAUUUUAGAGGAAGUCAACGAGCACUCUACGGUGAUCGGCCGGGUGUGGCUCACGGUGCUCUUCAUCUUCCGUAUCCUCAUCUUGGGCACGGCGGCGGAGUUUGUGUGGGGCGACGAGCAGUCUGACUAUGUCUGCAACACGCAGCAGCCUGGUUGUGAGAACGUGUGCUACGAUGAGGCCUUCCCAAUCUCCCACAUCCGUCUGUGGGUGCUGCAGAUCAUCUUUGUGUCCACGCCGUCUCUGGUGUAUGUGGGCCACGCUGUGCACCAUGUCCACAUGGAGGAGAAACGCAAGGAGCGUGAGGAGGCGGAAUUAAGCCGGCAGCAGGAGCUGAGCGAGGAGCGUCUCCCUCUGGCACCUGACCAGGGAAGUGUCCGCACCACGAAAGAGACCAGCACAAAAGGGAGCAAGAAGUUCAGGCUGGAGGGCACCCUGCUGAGGACCUACAUCUGCCACAUCAUCUUCAAGACUCUUUUUGAGGUGGGAUUUGUGGUGGGCCAGUACUUCCUGUACGGCUUCCGCAUCCUGCCUCUGUACAAAUGCAGCCGCUGGCCCUGCCCCAACACUGUGGACUGUUUUGUGUCUCGUCCCACGGAGAAAACUGUCUUCAUCAUCUUCAUGUUGGCUGUUGCCUGUGUCUCACUCUUUCUCAACUUUGUGGAGAUCAGUCAUCUUGGCCUGAAGAAGAUCCGCUUUGUCUUUCGCAAGCCAGCUCCAGCCCCAGCACAAGGUGAGGGCUCAACCUCACUGCCACUGACAGGGAAGAGUCUGCCCCCUCUGGCUGUGCCCUCUCUGCAGAGAGCAAAAGGUUACAGGCUGCUAGAGGAGGAGAAAGCCCCCCCAAUAACUCACCUCUAUCCGCUGGCUGAGGUUGGCAUGGAGGCAGGCAGAGGGACCCCGCCCUUCCAGGGGCUGGAGGAGAAGGCGGAGGAGGUGCUGCCCAUGGAGGACAUCUCUAAGGUGUAUGACGAGGCUCUGCCCUCCUACGCCCAGACCACUGAGACAAGGGGGGCCACGUUACAUGAGGAGCCGCAGCAGCCGGCAGAGGUGGAAGCCGAAAGGGUGGGGGAGGUUGUGGAUGAGGAUGUGGAGGUAGAGGAGGCGGUGAUCGGGGAGGGGGUAACUGCAGCAGAGGCAGGGAUGGAAGCCACGGAUACGAUAGAAGACACCAGACCACUGAGCCGACUGAGCAAAGCCAGCAGCAGGGCCAGGUCAGACGAUCUCACCGUAUGA
Molecule: messenger RNA, 1372 nt
Organism: Cheilinus undulatus (humphead wrasse)
Lineage: Eukaryota; Metazoa; Chordata; Actinopteri; Labriformes; Labridae
Product: gap junction alpha-8 protein-like
Exons: 1
Coding region: 113-1372 (419 amino acids)
Biological process (GO): cell communication
Cellular component (GO): connexin complex
Source: RefSeq, a predicted model, not a curated record